UCCACUUUGAGUCACAUGUGUUGUACACACUCAUAUCAGGAGGUGGAGGCCCAAGAUAUGUGUUUAGUCAAUGGUGCCUGCCAAACGUGUGCGACAGUGACGUACUUGGCACGGCUGUUGUCGUUAUCACAUUUGGUGACAAACGGUGAGCUCAAGGCAAUGCAUCUGUCGCGCUCACUCCAGUAUGCUGUGAGAUUCUCUUACGCUCAGAAUGGAGUAAGAACGCCACAAGAUAAACUUGUGAUGCAUUCGGCCAUCGUGUUGGCUGGCCUGGGUAUUACCCUUUCGUCAUUCAGUGUGAAGCAGCUGCUUGCCACUAAACGACAGAACUAGCCCCACCUUCCCCACAACACAACCGGCCACUCCAACAUCGCUUCCGCUCAUCUUCCUCAGACUAUGUCAAGCAAUUCUCUUGUACAUUGAAAUAUCGAGUAUUAUAACAUCCGAGUCUUGUAUACAGUUUUUAUGUCAGUAUAGUGAAAUUUAUGAUCUUUUAUUCCAAAUGUGUGUUAGUUGAAAGUAGCUGUACAAAUUUUGAAGUCUUGUUAGAAUAAGUGUGUCGUAAAAUUUAUAUAUAUUUUUUUAUAGCUUGAAGUUUGUCUUGCAGGUUUAAAAUAAGCACAACUCUUGCGUUAUUACUGUUAUUUUUAAGAUGUUGUAUGUUGUAUAAUUUACUUUUUAUAGAUGGAAUGAACUGAGUUGCUUCUGUGUGUCCACUUUUUGGAUCACAGUUUUCUUGAUGAAUCUCAAUCAGUAAUCCUACUGUGUUGUAUAAAAUAGUGAAUAGUUGAUUUUUUUACUAUUAACAAGAAUGCAAGUUUAAAAAUUGUUAUUUACGUGACUCUCAGGAUAGCAUUUUAAUUGAGAAUUAUAACUGUGAAUUACUUGAUCCAUUUUAUGUUUGAACUUGAGACCUACAAAUUAAUAAUCUCUGUAACAAAAUGUUAAAAAUCGUUUUGAAAUUAUUUAAUAUACAAUGUUAUAGUACUUGGAUUAUUGAUUGAAUGUUUUAUAUUCACUAUUUUCUGUUCAGUGAGUUACGUUUUUAUAGUAAUUUAUAUUUACAUUUUAGAAUAACUUUAUUAAAUGCAAGAGAUACUCAA
Molecule: messenger RNA, 1103 nt
Organism: Homalodisca vitripennis (glassy-winged sharpshooter)
Lineage: Eukaryota; Metazoa; Arthropoda; Insecta; Hemiptera; Cicadellidae
Exons: 3
Coding region: 16-333 (105 amino acids)
Source: RefSeq, a predicted model, not a curated record